AUGUAAAAAUUUGCACUUAAUUGGAAAGAAGGAUUAGAAUAUCUAAUAAAUUAAGGAAUAUUAGAAGAAAAUAAGUAUAAAUUAUAUUAAUAUUUAGUCAUGCUUAAAUUGCUUAAUUUUUACAUGAUAAUCCAUUUAAUAAGGAAUAAUUGGGAUAAUUCUUUGGUUCUAGUAAAGAGAAUCAUUAAUUAAUAUUUUAAAUCUAUUCAUAAUCAAUUGAUUUUAAAGGAUAACAUAUAGUAGAUGCUUUAAGGAAAUAUCUUAAUUAUUUUACAUUGCCAGGAGAAGCAUAGUAAGUAGAUAGAUGUAUGUUGGUAUUUUCUUAGAAAUUUUUUUAAGAUAAUCCUGGUGAUGUAUUCAAGACUAGUGAUGAAACAUAUGUCUUUUCAUAUCUGUUAAUUAUUUUGUAGACUGAUAUCUAUAAUAAAUCAGUUAAAACGAAAAUGACAUUUUAACAAUUUUGUAAAUCUUCAAAAUUAUCUAUGGAAAGAGAUUUAGGGGAAGAAUAUUUGAGAUAUUGUUAUGAUUAAAUUUUAUAAGAACCAUUAGCUAUUCAUUCAAGUAUUGAAAAGUAGUAGAAUUCUCAAAUAAAUUGGAUGAAUUUGGAGAGGAAAUCAUUACAAUAGAAAAUCUAUAUUUUUAUGCCUCGAAUAGAUUAUAUAAAAUUAUUUAUGGAAGUAUUUUGGCCAGCUUUAUUUGUUAAUUUGAAUGUAACAAUUGAGAGAACAGAAAAUGUGUAAAUAAUAUCAAUUGCUAUGUAAAAUGCUACUUAUACACUCUAAUUAAUGAGUAUGGUUGGUAUUUGUGAUCUAUGUUAACAAUUCAUUUAAUGGUUAUGUUAAUUGGCUUCAUUGGAAAAUAAAUAAUUAAAAUAAAAAAAUUAUAAGGCUUUAUAGUGUAUAAUAGAUUUAGCUAUAAAAAAUGGUAAUGCUUUAAAAAACAAUUGGAGACCAGUACUGGAAAUAAUUAGUUCAAUUAAUUAUUUAUUAAAUGAAAAAUAAAAAGGUAAAAUCCUAUAGGAACCUCUAGAAAGUAUAAGCAAAAAUAUUCAAAAUAUAAUUGAUAUUUCUAGUAUUGAUAAAGUAAUGUAGAAUACAAGUAAUAUGGACUCUAGAACUAUAUUGGAUUUUUUAUAAUCUUUAAUUGAUGUGUCUCUAAAUGAAAUUACAUUACCAGAACCAAGGAUUUUUAGUUUAUAGAGAUUAGUUGAAGUGACUAGUUUUAAUAUGGAUAGAAUAAGAUUGAUAUGGAUGUAGAUUUGGAAUUUAUUGAAGGCUCAUUUUGUUACAGCUGGUAUUCAUGCAAAUUCUGAUAUAUCUUUAUAUGCUUGUGAUCAAUUAAAAUAAAUGAGUGUAAAGUUUAUUUAACAAUACGAACAUAAUAACUUUAAAUUUUAAAUGGAAUUUCUAUAACCAUUUGAAUUAAUAUAUGCAUAAACAUAAUUUUCAGAAGUAAAAGAAUUUAUAUUAUCUUGUAUGAGAAUGUUAGCUCAUAUGUGUUAUUAUAAAUUGAAGAGUGGAUGGAGAGUAGUAUUUAAAAUAAUUAAUUAAUCACUAUAAGAAUCUAUAGUGUUAGUAAAUAUAUCAAUAGAUGUCUUAAAUAAAGUAUUCAGUGAAGAUCUAAUUAAUUUAAAAGACAUUUUUGAUGAAAUUGAUUAAACAUUUUAAUUUCUUUUUAAUCGAGAAGAAUAACAUGUUUUAUUGAAGGGAAUUGAAUAUGUUCAAAAUGCAGUAGAUUCAUUAAUGAAACAUGAUAAUAAUUUGUAUUAUGCAUUUUGGAUGCAAUCAUUAGCUCAUAUAUGCAAUUUAUUCUAAAAUAAUCAAUAAUAAAUUUAAGAAUAAGCAAUUCAAUCAUUUUUUAAGAUAUUAAAAUCAAAUACACAAAAUAUUAAAGGACAUUAAUAUGUAUAAAUAAUGAAAGGAAUGAUGAAAGAAUUAUUUGUUUCAUUAAGCAAAGCUAAAAAAGAAAUAUGUCAAAUGGCUCAUAAAAGUCUAUUAGAAUUAGUGUUUGAUCAUGAUAUAAAGGAAGCUUACAAUGAAAUAUCAACUAUUUUAUUAAAUAGUACAUUCUAAACUAAUGAAUAUUUGGCAAAAACAAGUGUAAUGACAUUUAAAUCAAUUAUUAUAAAGGAAGGACAGAAAUUGGAUUGGAAUUAAACUAUUUAAAUUUUGGAUUUAAUGGUUUAGAAUACAACUCCAAAUGUUUUAUUUGAAGCAGCAUAAUUAGAUUAAUCAAUUAUAGAUGAUUUAUUAAGUUUAAAUCUACCAAAAAAUUAAAUUAGAUUAAAUUCUGAUUAAUUAACUUUGAAAUGCAUUUUAUAAUUAAUGUUAAUUGAUAUUAUUUAAGAUAUAGUAGAUCAUCAUAUUAAAUUACUUAAUGAAUAGACUUAUUAAUAUCUAUUAAAUAUUGCAUAGAAUUUAUUUAAAAUGUCAUUUAGAUUUAAUAGAUAAAUAAAAUUAAGAUAUUUCUUAUAAUAAUAAGGAUUUAUGCCAAAUUUAUAGUAAUUACCUGGUUUAAUUAAAUAAGAAAAAUCAUCAGCAAUUGGUAUUUUAAAUCUACUUCAUAAAUAAUCUUUAGUUAAUGAAGUAUUAUUAAAAGAUUUGAUUUAAUUUAUUAUUGAAAUUUUAGAAGAUACUAAAUUAUUAGGAUAAAUAUAAGUUAACAAUUAAUUCAAAGGAGAAUUAGAAAAAAUUAUUAUAAAUAAUCUAUCUAUAAUAUAAAUGAGUGUAAUACCAAUUUUAGAUAAUUUAGAUUUAAAAAAAGUAAUUUAAUAUAUAAUUUAUAAUUUAGAUUUAAGAUAAAAUAAAAUCAUUAUUAAGUUAUUUUGUUUAAUUACCAUCUUGUUAUUCACUAUUAGUUAGUUAAUGUCCACAUUGUUAAACAUGUCCAUAUAAAUGUAUGUAGAAAUCAGAGUGGAAGAAAUUAUUUGAACAAAUUUAAUAAUUAUAGUUGAAAUUGAUAAGUUAAAUAUGA
Molecule: messenger RNA, 2973 nt
Organism: Paramecium pentaurelia
Lineage: Eukaryota; Ciliophora; Oligohymenophorea; Peniculida; Parameciidae
Source: the annotation of a GenBank genome assembly